UGCAGUGCUGUUCGACCACUGAAUUUUUUUUUAUCGGGAGGGAGAAUUUGUACCUGGUCACCGGCCGCCACACCUUUUACUUCACAUCCCUGUUGCAGCUGAAGUGACUGACUGGCCUGGCCUACCUCGAUGUCUGCUGUGUCCGAUUCCUUAGUCACCGCGUACUCCAGUCCGGGUUCUCAUUCUCAAUGACGUUUCAACCCCGGAUCGUGAGGGGUGGGGUCUAUUUUCGUGUGUGGUGUAGGCCCAGUUAGCGCUUGGAAAUUGUGGGUUUCUGUCGAUUCGGUUUUAAUAAUAGGACAGGCAAACAGAUCUUCAGUCGGAAAUCGUAUGUCGGUUCGAGUGGAAGUGGAACGCAACGUGAACUGAGUGGUUGGUGGACUAACAUCUAGGACUCGUACACAGUUAUUAUAUUGACAGUACUACGCCCUGCUGAUGAUCGGAAUUUGAAGCCGAAGGGGAACUGGUCGCGUUCUUGGCUCUAGCUCUAGAUUUCUAGACCUUCAGAUAUCAAAGAGGCCAAGAGCUCUUCCAAGAACAUUCGUAACCGUAUCGAGACUCCCGUAGCCCCCUGCUGAGUAGAUCCGGGAUCUGACAACCUAGAGGCUGGACCUUCGCUCGUCUUCGGACUUGCCUCAUUAUUGUGAACAGUCGUCUGUUCGUCUGAGACGUGUUUCAUGAAUGAAUAAUCAUCGUCACAUGUUUCAAGCAUAAUCAAAUUAUUAAGUUUUGUUGUGCUAAAUGUUAGACCUAUUUCCAGUGGAUUUUUAAAAAGUCUCCGCUGGUUCUUGAGAAGUAGUGCCAAAGUUUGCAUGAAGUUUGAGAAGUAGUGCCACAGUUUGCAUGAAGGCUUGUGGUGCAUUUUGUGUCCCUCUCUCGUUGGAAAUAGUUCUCAAAAUAAUAAAUUUUAUGCAAGUAGAUAAAGAAAUAUAUCUAUUUUUGAGUUAGGGGAUAUUGAUUUUAUUGUGUGAAGUUGAGAUUUCUGUGGUUGGAUAUUACAUUAUAACAACACUUCAGCUUGAAGCUGACCAAUAAAGGAAGAAGGAACCGGGAUUCCGAUUCUGUGAACGUUAACCUGUGACUCGACCUACAACCGUGCGACAUCUCGCCGAGGAAACGAGUCAAAUGGAUCUUCAGUAUUUCCAUGUCCUGUACCUGGUCAUCCUGGUGACGUCAUGUUGGUCAUUUGGUGCAGAGGCGGCUGUCCUGAACGACUACAUUCUGGACUACCAGACGGUGGACUUUGACCACGGUCAUCUGAGGGAGAGCCACAGUCGGGCCAAGAGAGAGGCCGACCCCGUGCUACGAUGGAGCUUCACAGCCUACAACAGAUGUCCCAUACAGUAGUGCCCAUCUGGCCAUCUUGAGCGAUAGUGUCAUGGGCCACAUUGAGGUACCCGGGGACACAAGAUACCAUAUAGAGCCUGCCAGCAAACAUCUAAAGGACAGCACAGCCCACACCAUCAUUUAUCCAGAGAAAAAGAUGAAUCUGGAUCCUUACAAGCAUUUACGACAAAGCCCUUGUGGCAUCAAAGAACACUAUGAGAAAUUGAACGAAAUGUCACAGCCUGAGGCUGGAAGCUUGGCCAGACAGAAGAGAGAGGCAUACAAUGAGGCUUGGUGGAAUUCUCCUAACAAGUACUCUGAAGAAGUGAACACUCGUGUUCUGAGGAGGAGAAAAAGGGCAGCGCCGUUUUCCUCCGGAAAGACAUGUUUCAUGUUUCUGAGAGCUGACAAGCUUCUGUAUGAUCAUAUCCUCAGCCGACAUUCCUCGUCUGGCUUGUCUGCUGCCGAGAAAGCAAAGGAAGAAAUUCUUAGCAUGUUUUCUGUCCACGUCAAUGCUCUGAACAGAAUCUACGGAAACACGAUAUUUCAGAGGCAGGUGUCAGUGAAUAACCCACCAGUAAGAUUCACGGGCGUUCAGUUUCAGCUCCAGAGAACGAAGAUUUUCGACAAUUGCGAGGGUGACAUCAACGACGGCUACUGCACCAACAACCUGGAUGUGAGCAAUUUCCUUGAUCUGACAGCCCGCGAAAAUCACAAUGAGUACUGUCUGGUGCAUACCUUCACCUACAGGGACUUUAUCGGGGGUACUCUUGGUCUUGCCUGGGUAGCUAAGCCAGAGUCUGGGUCAUCGGGCAUCUGUGGGCGGUACACACGGAUUGCUGACAGGUCUGGAGCGACAUCUAUGAAAAGCCUCAACACCGGUGUGGUCACGUUUAUCAACUUCAAACAGGACGUGCCCCCUAGGGUCUCCCAGCUUACAUUUGCCCAUGAAGUUGGCCAUAACUUUGGUUCUGAGCAUGACCCCACUUCGACAGAAUGCGCCCCGUACGGCACAAACUUCCCAGAUGCUUCAAAGGGCAACUACAUCAUGUUUGCCAGUGCCGCCCAGGGAAAUCUGCCUAACAACGAUCUCUUCAGCACUUGCAGCCGCGACUACAUCUCCAAAGUGCUGGAGACUCUGGGUACAGAGAGAACUGACUGCUUCAAGGCUUCCAACCAAGCCUUCUGUGGCAACAAAGUGGUGGAGCAGGGUGAGGACUGUGACUGCGGCUACGAGGACGAGUGCACAGAUAUCUGUUGUGAGCCACGACGGAGCGGGGACGUGCAGAACAGCUGCAAGCUCAAGCCUAAUGUGGCUUGCAGUCCUUCCAAGGGUCGCUGUUGUAGCAACGACUGCAGGAUUCUUAACAAUACAGAAGUUUGCCAAACAGACUCGGAGUGCCAAGAAUCAUCUAGAUGUGAUGGUACAAAUCCCAUAUGCCCUCCUGCUGAUGACAAGCAAAACUUCACAACUUUUUGUCAAGACUACAGCAAAGUUUGUGAUAGUGGGCAAUGCCAGGCCUCAGUGUGUCAGUACAUUGGCUGGGAAGAGUGCAUGCUGAGCAAAGCCGAUGGAGCCUCUGAUGGACAGAUGUGUUACGAGUCGUGUCGAGCAUCCCCCGAUAGUGAAUGCAUCAGCUCUAUUGAUGCGGCGAAGAUUAAUUUGCCUGUGAACAAGAACUUCAGGGACUUGCUCCAGCGAAUCAGAGAGGGGAAGAAUUCGUCAGACACCUCUUUGGGCAUUAAGAAACCUCCAGGGGCUGGAUGCGACGCUUACCUAGGCUACUGUGACAUUCUGUCCAAGUGCCGGAAGUACGAUGCUGAAGGACCCUUCAAGCAGCUCACAGACCUCAUAUUUGACCCCAUGAACUUUCAAAAAGUGGCAGACUGGAUUACAGAAAAGUGGUGGGCUGUUCUACUGAUGUGCGUCGGCUUUUUCAUCUUCAUGGGCGUGUUUGUCUGGGUGUUCAAGUACAACACACCAAGGACAAAUCCGAAGAAAAGACGACAGCAGCCGAGAGCAGCCCAAAGUCAAGGGCAGAACCCACGGCAACAAAAUCGACCACGCCAGCAGCCAGACAAGAGAGGCGGAGUUUAUUCAGUGGACGUUCCCAUGCAGGAGAGGAGGGGCGGGCCUGGCUAUGGACAGGGACAUGUCAAUCAAGGUUACCAACACUCAGGACAUCCUCAGCAGAAAGGACAACAUUUUGAUCGCAUCUCCCAACCUCGACGCUAUUGAGAAGGGGAGAUUCCAUCAAUACAUCUACACAAUGAUUCCUCUUUUCUGCAUUGUAUGUCUGUAAAGCAUAUAUUUUUUUACCCAAAUUUUGCCAAGAACGCAUUGAGAUUCAUGUUUUAACAUUAUUUUUUAAAUCAUGUCGAGAUUUUGUGUUUUAGAGCUCUAGAUUUCGUUUCAGUUCCUAUAAAUCCAUUUCUUGAUCUCAAGUAGGGAAAAAUUCAUUGUUCCAUAAAUGUUUUCUUUUUACUGGACAGAAAAUGGGUGAGGGUAAAACACUGUUAGCUUGGGAAGAUUUGCUGAUGUUUUUUUUGGUCAUAUUCUCUCUGUUGAGAGUAGAGUUCUAUUCUUGGCUGUAGAGUUGUUUUCAUUACUAUACUUUUUGUCCCUUUCUGAUGAAAUUGCUUUUUAUUUCUUCCUCACCAAGUCACGAAAGAGGCUAAGAUAAGUCGGGAAUAUUUUGUACGUAUUGUAGAAGAAAUGUUUUCUGUGAUUCCUUUCCUGUCUCAGACAGGGGUGGUACAUCUUCCCUUGUCUUGACCUUCACAUUCCAACCUGCAGAUUUUUAUAGUUCCUUUGAGAGUCCUGAGAAUAAUGCAUCCAUCAAACAUUUCCGUACUUUUGUGAUACACUUACCCAUACAUUUUUGUAUAGAGAGCAUUUUUGUCAGUUUGAUUACUUUUUGCUGGCUCAUCUGCUUUGCAUUUCAUGUUACUGGCUCGUCUACUUUGGAGGGUGAUAAGGACUUAAUUUGUUCUCGCCAUCCAGUUGGAGAUACAAUGACUGGUCUCUUUCGUCUUUACCAGAGGCCCUUAAUUUGUGCUCUGGAGGAGGAAGCCAGUUGUUGAAAGGAAUCCCAAAUUUUACUGAUGGUCACAACCAAAUUUAUUAAGUCUGUCUGUGGUAAAAAUUCGAAAUGGAAGAUUAAAGAUUAAUGUGUGUCACGAUCUGGUGGAAUCAGGCGUUUGUCAAUUUUUAGGCAUAUGGAGUUAUUGGUAUAAUCUUAAAGCUUGUUCUUUUGUCUUGCUUUCGGGGAGAAAAAAAUAUACCAAUCUAUCUUGAAUAGGAGUUGAGAUAUUUGCAAUUACAAGGGGUGGGCACAGCCUAGUUUCUGAGGCAAAAUUAGCGAGAAAAUGAUUGUCAAAAUUUGGUGAUUUACUAUUUACAAUGACUCAGAGUCUUUGAAAACUGAAAAUUUAUAUUUUUUGUGCCAUUAAUCAAUGUUUUUCAGUAAACUGCAUACAAAAAUGUGCUUUUAAAUGGAUAUAAAAGGUGUCGAGCCAAAAAGCAAAAUUUUGACAAACGUUGCGAAACCAGCGGAAAUAUGCCGGUUUCUUUGAUUUAAUUAUUUUGACGACCACCUGAUUUCACCACGAUGCCUCACAUAUGAACUCACAAUCCCGUGUGCUAUGAUUGACCACAUUGCUGUGUAUACAGGGUCAAUGUGUUGUGAUGUAAGGAGAAAUUUUGUUGAAAAAUAAGUUUAGGUAAUUUGUUAUAGACUGUUUGCAACCCAAAAAGGGUUUAAGAAUUUUUUAUUAUUUUUUUUAAAAGAUAGGGCUGCCUUUCUUUCAAAAUAAUAUCUGUUAUCUCAGAAAAGAAUUAGUGUACUUGAAUGUAUGUAAAGCUAAGACUUUUUUUACACACAUUAACCCUUUUCUGUUUGCGUUCUUUGCUAAAAGUGGCCGCCCAGUCGCUCAACUACCAGUGUACGUAGCAAUUUCCUAAAGAACCAGGCUGACUUCUGAUACUGGUUCUGACGGGUUUUUUUGCUAAAUUGAAAAGAAGAAAUUAUAGCCAAUUGUCUGUAAUUUAUCUUUAUCAUCAAAGUGAAGCUUACCAUUGAGGGAAUCCCGUUGGAGAGAGAGUGUCGCCUGGCUUUUUUUGGACGGGUUGGACUGGAGCACUUUUUUCUGGCUUGUUGCAGCCAGGCUAAACAAGAAAGGGUUAAAGAAGCAAGAACUACUUACCGAUGUGAUAUGUUCCCUCUGCUCAAAUAUUGGCAGCAGAUCUCACCUAGCUGCUGGAAUGAAGUUGUAUUUCUCAUAUGCAUACAUUUUGGGGAAUGUAUUGAGUUGAAGAUGAACAUUUUUUAAAUCUGCUCUUGAAGGGCCAUAUGAGAAAUGCAUUCUAUAAAUAAUGAAAGACAUAGAAGAAGCUGAUGAUUCGGUUCUUGAUCUGUAUGCUGGAAAAAAGAAAAACUGAAACGGAGCAAUAUAGAAUAAUUGUUAUUAGCACAUUUUGCAACAAAAUAUUUUAAUGCAGCAAAGAUUAAAGAUCACGCUAGGGAUCUGAAGGGAAAAAAAUGGAAUUUCAAAUAUUGGAGAUAACCAAUUAUAACACAAAGCCCUUUAUUAUGAUUUUUUCCUGUAGCUUUUUGUAAUAACAUAUGUAUUCUGAAGGUGACAAGAGCAACGUCUGUGAAAAUCAAUUACUCCUUUUAAAAAAAUUUGAAAUAAGUGUGUUUGCAAGAUAAUAAUCUUUGCUGCAAAUGUGUGUUUAACAUCCAGCACCUGUGAAUAUAUGAAUCAGUGCGGCAUUGUUCUAUAUAUGUAUGCUGAUUGACCCACCGCUGUGAGAGAGGAGAAAUCAAGUCAGGGUUAAUCAUUCACAAGUUCAAAUUUACUUGUACUUUUUUACUAAUUUAGUUCUCUUUCUGUGAUUAUGGGGCCUGAAUUUUUCUGUAUCUGCUUUGCUUAUAAAAGAAAAGUAAAUAUGUUUUGACAUAAUAUAAUAUAUACACAGUUAUAGAUUACCGUGCCUAAAUUAAAUUUUCCAUUUUUUAAUGUGUAACCUCUUCCCCUGAGCAUUGUAUUAAUUAUUAUACUGUCACCCGCAACAUAAAGCACUAGGCUGCAAUGACUUCGUUCGUCAAUAUGCUGUGUGUUAACUGUUUGAGAAGGACCUAGCGCACUUGUACAUAUGAUCGGCAGUUGACCAAAGGCAUUGUUUGCUGCACAUUUCAAACUAUCUUAUGCUCGUAAGAAACAUGAAUUUGCUUAUUUCAUAGUAUGCAGGUUGGUGCCUGCCUUUUAAAGUUUCAGGUAAUAAGAAAAGAAUUUAAAACUAAGUAUGAAGAAGGAAGCCAUGCCUCUGUUUUUUCCAAGUGCCCUAAAACUGUGCGUCCUCAUUGAAUUAAUCAACUGUGUCUGGUGGUUACUCAGGUAUAGGCUGUGGCUUCUCACCUUGACACCAGGUGCAAGACUUUUUGCCUAGCCAAAAUGCUGACGUAAAGACCAAAAUAUACGCUGGAGACGUGUUACAUACAUUUUGUUGUUGACUCUUACAUUACUUUUUAAAGAAUCAUAUAUGUCAAUUUUUGUUAUGAUACAAAUCAUUGUUUGUAUGUGAAGAUGUUUUAUUGCCUGUCGGUAAAAGUAUGUGUAAUGAUUAGUGAAAAUUAUUUUUUAUUUUUUGUUUAUGUGCUGCUACACUUAUUAUAAAGUCCUGAGCAAUGUCAGUCUUGUCUGGAAAAUGCUUUUUUCCCCCCUUCAUUCAAUGAACAAUAAUGGGCAAAGUUGAAGCCCACCUCCUAAAUGAUCUAAUGUGUCAAUAGGGGUGAAGAAAUACCUACAUUAUCAGUGUGGGUGGUGCAAAAUCUUGCAGCAAUCUGUGGGGAAGCUCAGGUGCAGAGGUUCUGUGAAGCUGAGAGAGCCAGGAUUGGAAGGGUUAAAGACUGAUUGUUUUUCCUCCAUGCUGGUUUGAUUGUGCAAUAAGACUUGUACUGGUACUUUUGAAAAUUGGGGAUGUAAAUAAUUGUUGCUCAAUAACCUUAUUCCAUCUUGAUUUAUUAAAUUAUUUAGAACUUUUUCUGUUAGGUAUGCAAAGUUUGAGGAUAUUUAGGGAGCCAUUUGUUCCCAAAUGUGAGUAGUUUUCCCCCAAUGUGAUUUGGUGAGUUUUUUCAACCUGCUAUGAUAAGGGCAUCAGUCAGACAUGCAUCAAAGAGUUAGCCAAAAUUCAAAAUGGUAUUUAUCACUAGAAUGACCAUCCUACCACAUCAUAAAUCUAAUGUUCAAGUAGUUAAGAAAGAAUGGAUAUGCCCUUUUUCAGGAGAAGACAGGAAUUUAAGAAAUUGUUAUUACAGUUUUCCCUCAAAACUAUGUUAAAUAACAUAACCAUUUAUGAUGGCCCAUGUUGUGAAUGUUUUGGCGAAGGGCUACUCUUUACUCUUGCUGGCAAGAGAAAUCAAGUGAAUAUAAUAUGUUUGUGCGCGCGCGCGCGUGUGUGUGUGUAUAUGUGUAUAUGUGUGAGCGUGUGUGCGUACAUACUUGUGUGCAUGACUGAAUGUGUGCAUGUGUGAAUGCGAUGAUGAACGAGUGUGUGUGUGUGUAUGUGUAUGGGUGUGUGUAGUCAUUUAAAAAAAACAUGUUCAUUCUCUGUCAUAAUUCCCAUGGUUUAAGACUAACAUUACUGCAUAAUCUCACGCCUUCAUCUGAAGAACACAAUGGAAAAAUAAUCAUAGUAAUAUUUUGAGGCUUACAGAAAAUUGAAUUUUCAGUUCAAAACUCACUCUGCUUUGGGUCAUUUUCCUGUUGUUCUGUUUUUUUUAAAUGGGGUCUUUAAUUCUAGAUUGAACCAGUUGUUCGUUUUGCCCAGUUUUUAGAGUAAUCUAUGAAAGCAGUAGACGUGCUAAUGACAGUAAUUCAAGAAUUUUGAGUUUCUUACUUCGGUCUUUUUUUCAUUGUGGUCUUUGCUUUGUCCAUAAAAUAAAACUUUGACUGACUUUUGUGAUGUUCAAGAUUGUCACUGUUUGAUCUGUUGUUAUUAUUGAUUAUUGUUUAUGAUACUGGUUAUUACAGUCCUGCCCACAAAAUAUGAUGAUAGCCCUGUUGUUGACAUUUAAGAUUGUUUGCUUCUUCAAGUGCCUUGAAGCAUCGAAACUGUGGUGUGUCAUUUUUCAUGAAUUUAUUCAAAUUUGCUUUUCAAAAGCUGGCUUUAUCAUAUGACUUUGCAGUAUCUAUCCCCCUCUUUCUGAAUAUGUCUGUAACAUCUAUGGUUGUGGCUAUAGUGAUUAGCGCGCGUGUGUAAACGUCUCUGUGUGUGUGUCAACAACUUUGUAAUUUUGAUGGUAUGGUAUUUGAAAUCACUACUGAUGCUGUGAACCCCCCCCCCCCUUUUAAAAAACGAAAUAAAACCAAAAAACAUAACAGAAUCUUGUCUUUUAAGGCCAUAUAUUUCAAACCCUUUUAAUUUUUUGUGGACAAAUAAGGAGAAAUAAGUGGAGAGUUGGUUACUUUGAUAAGUCAGAGCACAGCAAGAUGGGAGAAUUCUGAAACUCUCAGCCAUACUUUAAAAACGCAGUAGAGGGUUGAUGGAAAUCAUUUAUUUCACAAUAAAUCUCAUACCAACACGUUUAUCUGUGGCGUGUACAUUUUUCUUCUAGGAGAAUGAUACGAUGUAGUGUUGCUUUAGUCCUUUCUGAAUUUAGGUGCUUCGUUAGUCAGUUGGUAGCAUGCCGGACCAUGGAGCAGAUGGCCCUGGUUCGAAUCCCAGACUGGGCUUUCUUGAACUUGGGUUGUUUUUGUGGAGUUGUCAAGGUUCUCAACCCAUUUGGCUUGGUCCUGUCAGAGGACGGAGGACAGAUGUUAAAAUUUGGAAGUUUCGGCUCUUAGAUAACCUAAUAGAGUUGGUAAAGAUGUUAAACCCCUAGACCUGCUUUACUCCCUAAUAUUUUGAAAGGUAUUAGCAGCUUAACAUAACAGCUACAUUUUAUUAUUAGGGGCUAUCGGAAGAUAUAGGAGGUGAGAUUUACAUAUAAAACAUGCCUCAAUGGGAGAAGAUAAGAAAAAAAAUGUAUCAACAGAAAUGGAUUCAAAUCAAGGUUUAAUUUUCUAAAUGAAGGAGCCCUCCAACAUAGUAGAUACUGUGCUCAUUUGAAGUUAUGUUGCUGCUGAAGUGGUAAAACUCUUACCAAACAUCAGAACCCCCCCCCCUCCCCCCCUCAGGCAGAAGGCAGAAAUUUCAGCAAAUUGGCCAAGAAUGUUGAGACCCUCAAAGUCCUUGACCUCUUUUUUUAUUUAGAGGGGCUCUGUUGGGUUCUGCUGGGGAAAAAAAGAUUCAUUUCCAUACUCCCUAAAUUCCUGCCUUCCGAUAUUGUCCUUCUGGACAAAGAUUUGCACGCCCUCAGUGGCUGCAUCCCAAAGGGUGUUCAGGAUGUCAGUGGGUGUAAGUGGGCUGUGUUCUUCACCAGAUGUGAAUAUGAGAAUAAAUUUGACAGCUUAAGAUGGGGAAGAAAUAGUUACGCACAUCUAUUCCAGUUUUUAGUUUGCUACAAUCUAUUUAUGUGAGUUGAGUCAUUUUUUUACUCAAGAUUGUUCAUUGCUGUUAUGUUGCUUUUCUGAAGUGUCAGAUACGCUAUAUGCCAUGCUUGGUUUUGGUUUUUGGGGCGUAUUCUCAAUGUGACUGUGCUGAAGUAGAACUAUUGGGCAUAUUGCAUGAUGUUGCCUCAUUUGAAAUGAAAGUCUUGCUGAAAACUGAUGAUUGCGAUAUGCCCAAACACAGGAACAAUUUUGAAAAGUCUGAUUGUAUGAAUCACAAUCAUGUAGGCUUUUCAAGAAAAAACUGAGUCAAAGCAGUUUAUAUGAAAACUCAUUAUUUACAGCAAGUUUUGAGAAACCAAAUGAAACCUCCUGCACUAGCGAUCUAGAGAGAAAAAAAGUGAGUUUGAAUUCUGAAGAUAACCACUUUUGUCAUUAAACCCUUGAUGUAACUCUCUUGGAGUUUUGGUGUAAUGUCAUGUUGCAGAAGCCUUUUUAACACUUUGAAUGGUCGCAUCCAAUGUCCCCUCUGAAACCCAAAGUCAGAGACUCCAGCCUUAAGUUAAGCUAACAUUGUGAUUGAUAUACUUCAAGUAUAUGUAUUUGUGUCAAUUUUCUGUUAUAACCAGGUACAGUAUAAAUGCUUGGUUUGUCGCUGAUUCUUAAUUUUGUACUUUUUGCUACUUACUACUCUGUGCUGGGAAUAUAUGCUGGUGAUGUUGCCGUCGUUUUUCACUCUGAAUCUGCUGUUUAUUCCUCUGUACAAGGUCUGCUACUGGAGUGUUUCUCCGCCUGCCUUACUUCACUUACAUUGUUACUAGAAUUUUGUGUUCACCAAUAUCACUCUCUGUUUUUGUGCCUGUCAGUGUGGGUCAGGAAGCCUCAAACAUCUCAGGGCGAAAAGCAUGUAAUAUUGCAAUGUAAUUUCUUGCUGGCUGAAGAAAGUGAUUUCUUAUCAGGAAAAUUAUAAACAAUUAAAAAGAGCUAUGAUAAAUUUUAUUAUCUAGAUUCCUAAACAUGUGUGGCUUCAUUACUGAAACGAAAAUGCAAGAUUUUUCUUUUUUAUGUCUGUCUAUUGAGACUAGCUGUUGCACUUCGUUAUAUAGUUUAGAAAGAGGGAGACUGGAGCUGUACAGUAAUAUUUAGUUUCUUGGGCUGUCUGUGUAGAGUUUGACAAAGCCAGCUGCAAAGUGAUUUACGUGUACACAUGCAGUUUCCUGUUAGUGUUAGCACUAAAGCAACCCAAAGUGGUGGGAUUUUGGCAAUUGCCAAAACCCAGUGUGUGUGUGUGUGUGUGUGUGUGUGUGUGUGUGUGUGUGUGUGUGUGUGUGUGUGUGUUGCUAAUGUUGUACAUGUAUCUCCUUUUCUUGUUGGUUGCUUGAGCAAAGAGAAGUUGAUUGAUGCCUUUCCAGUAAUUAAAUAUGAUAGAGUAAAACGAACUUAAUGAGAAAUUUGAUUUUUUCGACUUGUUCCGAGUUUUAAAGUUCUGUCAGACCUACUGGGGAGCUUGUUAAUGAUUUAUUUGUCUUUGACACUUUUCUUAAUUAAAUUUCUAAAAGUUCAACUCCCUGAGAGUAGUGGCAUUAUUAUUGUUUAUUUAUUUGGGAUAAAUCUUUAUCUCUGGUUUUUCUUUAUUAAACUGAAAGUCUGAAUGUGAAUGGCAAGUUUCCAAUUGGAAUGCAAAAAAAAAAUGGCCCAGAUGAUUGUUGCUGUAAUAAUUACGUUGUCAUUGACAUGGAUAAUACAGAUUAAUUAAGGCUGUUGCUCUGAAUAUGUCUGGAAGACAACUGUGGAGAAUUCGUGAAGCUCAAUUGUACAUUAGUAUGAUCCAGAAGUGUUAAGGCUCUUGUGUAAUCAAGGCCCAUGUUCAUGUAUAGCACGUUUAUGCGAUGAUAUGUUGUGUUCUAUCAUUCCAUUGGUGACCUAUUCAAACUUUUCAUUGUGAACAUAUUAUUACAUGUACAAGUUUCAUAAUAAAACGGCCCGAGAGCAUAUUUGUGUUGA
Messenger RNA from Aplysia californica (California sea hare), 11823 nucleotides. RefSeq names its product disintegrin and metalloproteinase domain-containing protein 10. Lineage: Eukaryota; Metazoa; Mollusca; Gastropoda; Aplysiida; Aplysiidae. Gene Ontology annotation, biological process: Notch signaling pathway; membrane protein ectodomain proteolysis. Gene Ontology annotation, molecular function: metalloendopeptidase activity. Gene Ontology annotation, cellular component: plasma membrane. The record is from RefSeq and is a predicted model, not a curated record.